AUGAAUCCCCAACACAUUCGAAUCGCAUCAGUCGACCUGGGCUUUGAGCAAGACGAUCAAGAGGUCGGAGACUGCUUUAUAGGCAAGCGAAACGUUAUUGCUGUUCAAUCAGCUCUGAUUCGCGGCGAGGAGGAGGUCUUCCUUUUUAACUGGAAAUCGUUUCCACAGCACCUGUGGCAAUAUGUCUCCCCCUGGGAUCAACGUCCCAUAGGCCAAGAGACUGUCCACCAUUUCACAGAUUUUCCAAAGCGCGACGCACCCUACGAUCCACUUGGCCCCCUUUCACAAGAUGCCCGAAAGAUGAUAGAAAACAAACGUUGGAAUGGCAUGAAUUUCAAGUUAAUCAAGGUACUUGCCCAGGGUGGUCACGGAUACGUCACACUAUGGGACGUCGUUUUUGAGGAUAAGUCUGUCAGGAGGGUCGUGAUCAAGAGACCUAUAGACUCUUCGACUAAUUCUUUCGAUCCUUACAAAGAAGCCGAGUUUCACUUGCGGUAUGACGGUGCUCAACACACGACACAGGUUAUCGACUUACAUCGCGAAGUGGUGGAUAUACGCAACCGUAUGAUGAAAAAUGGCACUAUUGGGGCCUGUGCUCUCAGAGUUGGAAAAGAUUGGAAGGCCGAAGAACAGAAGUGUGUUGUCUUUGAGUAUAUGAAGUUCGGGGACAUGGUCAACAUCAUGCAAACGGUCGCCACGAGAAACGUUCAGAUCCCAGCCCAAGUUCUCUGGGGAAUUUGGGAAUGCCUUGUACUUGCUCUCGCAACCAUUGCUUAUACGCCGUCCGACAGCUCUGGCAACUCCAGUUUUGAAACGUGGUGGAAAGACGUAGUAUCUGAUAGGGACGAGGCAAUGGCCUUCCUCGACCAUGUGGAAAGAGAUUGGAAAAUCGAGCACGAUGUUCAUCUCGAUCUAGAAGUUCUCAAUGUUCUUGCGGGUCAUGAUCCAGCUACGCAUCCUAAUCAGCCUGUUUUCAAGCUCCAUGAUCUCGGUGCCUGGAGCUACAAAAUGAACCAGUUUUGGGAGAGUCACAACGAAGACGAAAUUUGGUCCAUGAGAGACCCUGUUAAGCCUCAUGCCGCGACACCGGAGCAAUUCUGUAGAGAUUGGGAUAGUAUUCGCGUCAGCUUACCGGAGCCUACCUUGAGACAAUUCUUUGGGGGUGAAGACUUGGAAAAGGAUGGGGGGAUGGAGGUAGCCGGCCGUUUUGGGAUGUGGACCAACAUAUUUCUUAUUGCCAAAGUUAUGGAGUCCAUCAUUACGAGAGAAUUCAGCAGGUUUCCUUACAAAGCUGUUGACCAUGAUGAAACAAACAAGCCGACACAUGGAGGGAGACUUCAGACCCCACAGUUCCAGCACAUCGACAUGGAAUUGCGGCAGAUCGUGACGAGGUGUCUGCACGAGAAGCCUAAAGAUAGGCCCCUUAUUACCCAGCUUUUGAGGAAUAUUUUGGGCCGAAAGAAGCAGGGCUUCAAUAAUGAAGGCCCAGAGUCUGUUCAUCAAUGGUGGAAAGCCCUCUUCGAACCUCAAGCGCCAAAGCCUAUCCCUGCACAAGCACCACCUCAGAAUCCUGUUAAGCAGGCCGUGGUAGCCUCUGCCGCGAAAGGAGGGUUAGCAAUCGCGUCUCACAUGGUGCAAGCAGUUGGAAACCAAGGCGGGUCGAAUCAACCCCAAGCUCCUCGUAAUACUCCUCCUCACUUACGAAGGGCCCAACCUAAUAAGAAGGAGCCUCCUGCCCAACCUCUAGUUCAGCCUCAAGUCCCUCCUCAGGUUCAGCCUCAAGCUCCUCGUGCUACUCCUCCUCACUUACGAAAGCCUCCAUUUGACCAACGAAGGGUUCAGCCUGAUCCCAGCCCCAAGGUCAACGUCAAGGUCAACGUCAAGGCCAGCGUCAAGGCCAGCGUCAGGGUCAACGCCAAUGCCAGCAUCGAGUUCAGCCCCGAGCCCAGCAGCCCCCAGCCCGGCCUCAAGUUCAGCCUCAAUUCCAACAUCAAGCUCACUGGCCUGGACCUCAGCCUCAAGUUCAACCCCAAGCCCGGCCUCAAGUCCAACGUCAAGCUCAGCAGCCUCAAGUCCAGACUGGAGCUCAUCCUUAUGUUCUCCCUCACCUACGAAGGGGCCAACAUAACGUAA
Molecule: messenger RNA, 2133 nt
Organism: Fusarium fujikuroi IMI 58289
Lineage: Eukaryota; Fungi; Ascomycota; Sordariomycetes; Hypocreales; Nectriaceae
Exons: 7
Coding region: 1-2133 (710 amino acids)
Biological process (GO): protein phosphorylation
Molecular function (GO): ATP binding; protein kinase activity
Source: RefSeq, a predicted model, not a curated record